Molecule: messenger RNA, 517 nt
Organism: Entamoeba invadens IP1
Lineage: Eukaryota; Evosea; Mastigamoebida; Endamoebidae
Exons: 1
Source: RefSeq, a predicted model, not a curated record
AUGUUAUUUAUCAGAGAAAAUAACAGUGACAACAUUGAAGUACUUAGAGGUAUUUGUCACGAUUAUGUUGUGAGGCUCAUUCAAGCGUUGGUUGUGAGAUUCGCAAAUCCGUUACGUAAAUCAACAUGUUUUGAAAUAUUCGAAGAGUACCAUCUCAAAGAAUAUGAACUAGAGAUAGACACUUACCAAGAUUUUGUUGAUCUUCAACAGAGACUGGCGGACCCACAAUUGUUAAUGAAAAUGAAAAUGUACAUGCUCGAAAUGGACAUACCACGUCUUGAUGAGUACGACGAUUUUGCAGAUGAAGCAGAAUUGAUAAUGGAGUGGUGUCAUGAUAAUAUAAACUCUGUUAGUAAAAUUAAAGCCAAAAUGGAUUUAAUUUAUAAAUCGCCUGAAAUCAGAUGCACAAAGGAUCAAAAAGAUAUAAUAGACACGGCUUUUCCAACUGGACAUUUCAGCUCUGACUUACCAGGAUCAGAUGACGGUUCUUCGGCGACAGAAGGAAGUUUAGAAAGCA